CACGAUGAAUCUGUUACUCCCACUCCUAGCCCUCUCACUGACCCAAUGUAGCUGUAUGGAACUGUCCGCCAGCAACAGUGAAGCAGCAGAGAACUUCCUCAACUUCUUCAGAAACACGGACACCGUCUCCAGGGAUGCACUAAAGUUUCUGGAUAACGUGUUCGUGGAGAUGGCACAGUACAGGUGCAAUGUUGGGGGAGCUGACUGUGCUGCUCUGAGGGUGGCAACAGAAGAAGUGAAGAUGGCAAUAGACCAAGCUGCCCUGCAACCCACCAAGUUCGACCGACUCAACAUUGCUCGGAUCUACCAAGCCUCUGUUGAGCUGGUGGAUGAUUUUGGGCUGAUAAAUGCAAUCAGGCAUGCGGUUAUUCAGUACAUAUGUGUGAAGGAGCCUGAAGCGUGUCCAACACUCACUGCCUACGAGACGCAAGUCGCGGACGCACUCGAGAACGAGAUUGACUCUUACAUUUAAGAAACUUGUGUUAUAAUUUUAGCGUGUCUUGUGGUAUUUGAACAAUUUGACAACAAUUUAAAAUUCAUCUCAGCUGAUAGAUUUAUAGUUUCA
Molecule: messenger RNA, 565 nt
Organism: Bolinopsis microptera
Lineage: Eukaryota; Metazoa; Ctenophora; Tentaculata; Lobata; Bolinopsidae
Exons: 2
Coding region: 5-472 (155 amino acids)
Source: RefSeq, a predicted model, not a curated record